Coprinopsis cinerea okayama7#130 is the source of this 2043-nucleotide messenger RNA. RefSeq lists its product as hypothetical. NCBI's taxonomy places the organism in Eukaryota, Fungi, Basidiomycota, Agaricomycetes, Agaricales, Psathyrellaceae. The record is from RefSeq and is a predicted model, not a curated record. The transcript has 16 exons. The coding region runs from base 1 to 2043 and encodes 680 amino acids.
AUGCAUACCCAGGUCGUCUGCGUCUGCUACGUUAUGAUGAUCACGCCACUGACCACGUUAACUGUAACAGUUGGCUAUUUAUACUUUGAUGCCUUUGCUGGUCAAUCCUUUUACAUUUUGAUUGUAAGCGUAAUCGCUACACUCCGUAUAUACGCUCUUUAUGGGAACAGUAAGAUUGUGCUUGCCUUUUUGGCUUUGGUCAGUGCCAUGGAGUUCUCGUUGUACUUUUGGGGGCUUUGGUGGGCUAUCGACAUGCCGUUUUCGGCGAAGAAUAUCAUCAUCUUCCCCUUUCCGUAUCCGCUUGGCUGCCAAACCUUCGUUUCCGAGUCACCUGGAGCUAAACUUCGAACACUCCUCCUAUGGAUACCUACCAUGGUCGGAUCCUUCAUUUUCCUCGCGAUGACCCUGUACAAGUUCUUUGAAUCUCUCCGGGGCCCCGAUGGGACGUUAGAUCUCAGUUCCUGCUUCCAGACGAAGAACAUUUCUCCACUUAUGGUCAUCCUAGUCCGGGACGGCGCUCGCUGCUACUUUGUCAUAUUUCGGAAUGGUCUUCAAGUGACCAUGGCUCUACAAGCGAUAUUUCUUUACGUUCACGAAGGAGCCUACCCCAUGAUCAUGCAAUGGCAUGUCGUCAUCCACUCGUUUUCUUCGGCGAGGCUGGUGCUGAACCUCCGCGCAGGCGCCGGAAGACCUACCAAGUUCGUAUCACCAGCCUCCUCCUCUGGCUCCAAGGCCAGGUGUCGGUACUCGAUCGACAAUGGACGCUUCAGUUCGACGAUGGACAUUGAGACGCUUCGGUUCAAUACCCUUGCUACUACUACAUCCUCUAGGUCGAAGAAUGUCAGAAAUACCACAGGAACUACUGUCACACAUCUUGGAUCACCUCGCCGACGACAUACCCACUCUCCGGAACAGCUGAGGCACCCACAAGGUCAGAAAGACCCACAACCUCAAAGACCACCGUACACUCCGGGGAAAACACUUCUCCAAGCAUUCAAUUCCAACCCCGCACUAUCCGACUACGUUCAGGAAGUCGUCAUUCUCGACACCCCAGAGGACAGACACGACUGGCAACACCCUAGUUGGCUAGCCGACGACGAUGACCUACCUGAGGUCUUGAACCGCCUUCCGCGCGAUAAGAUCCGUCGGGUCGUUAUCAAACGAGGGUACCGCGCUAGUUGGAACCAUCUCAAGGCGCCUAUCAAAGAGGCUCUUAUGGGACUGUGUACAGCGCCAGCUCUCAUCUCGCUCUCCUUGGCCUGGGUUCCCAUUGGUUUGAUGGGCCUAUGCGCGCCAACGGUAAAGCACUUGGAGCUUCAAGACGUCGAUUUACAAACCGACAUAGACAUGCCUAUUUCGGGAGCUUCAGCUCGAACGCAACCUUUGCAAUUGGAAACGUUACGCCUGGAUCAUGCCUUCGACCUCCCCUCAAUCGCGGAUAUCCUCCUCGCGGAAUCGACGAAUCAAGUGACUCUAAAGUCCCUCGAGAAACUCCACUUAUCAGCCUCCUCUCUGAACGACCACGACCACAUACCACGUCUGCUGGAGGCAUGCAGUUCCUCGUUAGAAGUACUCUCGCUUUGCCCAUGGUACGAAAUACACAGGUCAGGCAGGCAGCCGAUGAACGUCCUCGACCUCAGCGAGCUCCACUCCCUGAAACACCUCAGCUUCGAGGAGUACUACUCCGUCCAAGGUUCAUCAUGCUACGUCGACCCCAUCCCCUGGAUCUGCCGCGUCCUCGAAACACUCCCCACCCCUAACGCCCUCUCCUCCUUCUACAUCUCAAUCGAAUUCGACAUGCUCGAGCCUGAAGGCAUCCAAAUCGGCCACUGGAUGGAGUUGGACCAUGUCCUCACCAGGAAAGACAGGUUCCCCAACUUGCGGCGUGUCAAGUUUGACUAUGAGGGGACUUUUCUUGGUGUGCUUGAGGAAGCUGUUCCGAGGAUUGAAGACUUGAUGCCGGAGUUGAUGGACUCUGGGAUGUAUUCGACUUCGUUCCCUGGAGAACCCGAAGCAAUCGACAGCCCGUCGUUAUGGCAUUGA